CGGAGAGACGUUCGUCGCGGUGUGUUUGCGUCAUUGGGCUCCGCCACCACGCGAAGCCGGGGAAGAUGGCGGCAGCCGUUCUUAGCGGGCCCUCUGCGGGCUCCUCGGCUGGGGUUCCCGGCGGGACCGGGGGUCUCUCGGGAAUGGGCUCGGGCCCACGUCUGCGUCUACUGCUGCUGGAGAGCGUUUCCGGGUUGUUGCAGCCGAGAACAGGGUCUCCAGUUGCUCCUGUGCAUCCCCCAGUCCAUUGGGCCCCACAUUUGCCUGGGCUCAUGUGCCUGUUGCGGCUGCAUGGGACGGUGGGCGGGGCCCAGAACCUCUCAGCUCUUGGGACAUUGGUGAGUCUCAGUAAUGCGCAUCUUGGUUCCAUCAAAACUCGGUUUGAGGGCCUGUGUCUGCUGUCCCUGCUGGUAGGGGAGAGCCCCACAGAGUUGUUCCAGCAGCAUUGUGUGUCUUGGCUUCGGAGCAUUCAGCAGGUAUUGCAGUCCCAGGACCCACCACCUACUAUGGAGUUAGCUGUGGCUGUCCUGAAGGACCUGCUCCGAUAUGCAGCUCAGCUUCCUAUGCUCUUCCGGGAUAUUUCCACCAACCACCUCCCUGGCCUUCUCACUUCACUGUUGGGCCUCAGACCAGAGUGUGAACACUCAGCUUUGGAGGGAAUGAAAGCUUGUAUGAUCUAUUUUCCUCGGGCUUGUGGUUCUCUCAAAGGCAAGCUGGCCUCCUUUUUCCUGUCUCGGGUAGAUGCCUUGAGCCCUCAGCUCCAGCAGCUGGCCUGUGAGUGUUACUCCAGGCUGCCCUCGCUAGGGGCUGGCUUUUCCCAGGGCCUGAAGCACACUGAGAACUGGGAGCAGGAGCUGCACAGCCUGCUAACCUCCUUGCACAGCCUGUUGGGAGCCCUCUAUGAGGGAGCAGAAACAGCUCCUCUGCAGAGUGAAGGCCCUGGAGUAGAGACGCUGCUUUCCCACUCAGAAGAUGGUGACACCCAUGCCCUGCUCCGACUUCGGCAGAGGUUUUCAGGACUGGCCCACUGCCUGGGGCUUUUGCUCAGCUCUGAGUUUGGGGCUCCUGUGUCCGUGCCUGUACAGGAUGUCCUGGAUCUGAUCUGCCGGACUCUAAGCGUCAGUGGCAAGAACAUUAGCUUGCUUGGAGAUGGUCCCUUGCGGUUGUUGUUGCUGCCCUCAAUCCACCUUGAAGCCUUGGAUCUGCUCUCUUCGCUCAUCCUUGCGUGCGGAGGCCGGCUCUUACGUUUUGGGGCCCUGAUCAGCCGCCUGCUUCCCCAGGUCCUCAAUGCCUGGAGCAUCGGGAGGGACACCCUCUCUCCAGGCCAGGAGAGGCCUUACAGCACCAUCCGGACCAAGGUGUAUGCUAUCUUAGAGCUGUGGGUGAAGGUUUGUGGGGCCUCAUCAGGCAUGCUUCAGGGAGGAGCCUCUGGAGAAGCCCUGCUCACGCACUUGCUCAGUGAUAUCUCCCCACCAGCGGAUGCACUUAAACUACGCAGCCCCCGGGUGAGCUCUGAUGCAGGUUUGCAAACUGGGAAGCCCAGUGCGCCCAAGAAGCUAAAGCUGGAUAUGGGGGAGGCUAUGGCCCCACCCAGUCACCGGAAAGGAGAUAGCAAUGCCAACAGUGACGUGUGUGCAGCUGCAUUGAGAGGUCUCAGCCGGACCAUCCUUAUGUGUGGGCCGCUCAUCAAGGAAGAGACUCACAGGAGAUUGCAUGAUCUGGUCCUGCCCCUGGUCAUGGGUGUCCAGCAGGGUGAGGUCCUAGGGAGCUCCCCUUACAAUAGCUCCUGCUGCCGCCGUGAGCUCUACCGUCUUCUACUGGCCUUGCUGCUGGCACCUUCCCCUCGAUUCCCGCCUCCUCUUGCCUGUGCCCUGCAAGCUUUCUCCUUCGGCCAGCGAGAAGACAGUCUUGAGGUCUCCUCUUUCUGCUCAGAAGCACUGGUGACCUGUGCUGCUCUGACCCACCGAGUUCCUCCCCUGCAGACCAUGGGUCCUACCUGCCCCACACCAGCCCCAGUUCCCCCUCCUGAGGCCCCUUCUCCAUUCAGGGCCCCAUCCUUCCAUCCCCCAGGCCCUAUGCCUUCCUUAGGCCCUAUGCCCUCUCCAGGUCCCAUACCUUCAGCAGGCCCAUUGCCGUCAGCUGGCCCCAUGCCCUCAGUGGGCCCAAUGUCUGCCACAGGCCCUAUGCCUUCCACGGGCCCUAUGCCUUCUGUGGGUCCUAUGCCCUCCACACGCCCUGGACCUCCAGCCACGGCCAACCAUCUAGGCCUCUCUGUCCCAGGCCUGGUGUCUGUCCCUCCCCGGCUCCUUCCUGGCCCUGAGAACCACCGUGCAGCUUCCAACGAGGACCCUGUCCUUGCCCCUAAUGGGACUCCUCCACCGACCAUAACCCCAGAUGAAACUUUUGGGGGGAGAGUACCCAGACCAGCAUUUGUACACUAUGAUAAGGAGGAGGCAUCUGAUGUAGAGAUCUCCUUGGAAAGUGACUCUGAUGACAGUGUGGUGAUUGUACCUGAGGGGCUUCCACCCCUGCCACCUCCACCUCCUACAGGGACCCCUCCUCCCCCUGUGGCUCCCACUGGGCCACCAACAGCUUCCCCUCCUAUGCCAGCCAAGGAGGAGCCUGAAGAACUUCCUGCAACUCCAGGGCCUCUUCCUCCCCCACCUCCUCCACCCCCACCUGUUCCUGGUCCUGUGACACUCCCACCACCCCAGCUGGUCCCUGAAGGAAAUCCUGGAGGGGGAGGACCUCCAGCUCUGGAAGAAGAUUUGACAGUUAUUAAUAUCAACAGCAGUGAUGAGGAGGAAGAAGAAGAGGAAGAGGAGGAAGAAGAAGAGGAGGAGGAGGAAGAGGAGGAGGAAGAGGACUUUGAGGAAGAGGAGGAGGAUGAAGAAGAGUAUUUUGAAGAGGAAGAAGAGGAGGAAGAAGAGUUUGAGGAGGAAUUUGAGGAGGAAGAGGGUGAAUUAGAGGAAGAAGAAGAGGAAGAGGAUGAGGAAGAAGAAGAAGAGUUGGAAGAGGUAGAAGACUUGGAGUUUGGCUCAGCAGGGGGAGAGGUAGAGGAAGGUGGACCUCCACCCCCAACCCUGCCUCCAGCCGUGCCUCCGCCAGAGUCUCCCAAAGUGCAGCCUGAACCAGAACCUGAACCUGGGCUGCUGUUGGAAGUAGAGGAGCCAGGGGCAGAGGAUGAGCCCACGGCUGAGACAGCCCCCACUCUGGCCCCUGAGGUCCUCCCUUCCCAAGGGGAGGUGGAGAGGGAAGGGGGAAGCCCCACUGCAGGGUCACCUCCUCAGGAGCUUGUAGAAGAGCCCUCUGCUCCUCCAACUUUGCUCGAAGAGGGGACUGAGGGUGGGGGUGACAAGGUGCCACCCCUACCAGAGACAUCUGCAGAAGAGAUGGAGACAGAGGCACAGGCAGAGGUGGAGGCUGUAGCUGUCCAAGAAAAGGAGCAGGAUGACACAGCUGCCAUGCUGGCUGACUUCAUUGAUUGUCCCCCUGAUGAUGAGAAGCCACCGCCUACCACGGAACCUGACUCCUAGCCCUCUUCUGCAUCCCAACACCUUGUUUCCAAUAAAGUUAUGUGCUUAUUCAUGCUGUUUCCAAAUGUCCCCAACUAUCUCCACAGCUGACCUUUUAUCUCCAUUGUCUUAAGGAGGAACCAAUGUCACUCAGCACAUUAGUGUUGGAAUUACAGAAUUCUUGAUCUCUACUCUUUCUGAUAUGACAUAUGCGCAGUGUUGCCUAUAUGGGUAAGACUGUAAAAAAUUAGAGGAGGUAGUCUUUUUGAAUUUGUAAUUGAGAGGUAGGAAAUGUGUGGGAGAUUAAGAGGCCUAAAAUGAACCUGUGUAAAUGCACACAUACACAGAUAUACUUGCACUUUUCCUUGGUCUAAAAGAGUAAGCUGAAUGAUUGUGGUGGAAGUUUAAUUAUUGAAUUCAGUGAAAUUUGAACUUUGGGCACCCCAAAUUAAUGGGGCUUUCAUAGUUGGGGUUGAGCUCUGUUCCUAGCUGGUCUUUGCAAUGAUGACAUUCUAAUGUUCCCCAGUAUCCCCUUGGCAGAAAUUUGAUAAGCCCACCCUAGACCUACCAUCUCUUGAGAUCUGGUAUUUUCCAACCAGUGUGAGGUUAAUUUGUACUUCUCCUAGGCCUUGCUGGGAGACAUGAGCCUAGAGCUGUAAAAUUGUGAGGCCAUCAAGAUUUAUGGGUUGGGGUUAGUGCUCCUUGAUGUCACUCAUCUCUAUAGGCAUAUAAACAUAAGGAAGCUGCUUUGGAAAUUUGGAAAAGAGUCAUUUCUCCUAACUGCAUGGGUCCUGAAAGGCCUCUGAGGAGUUGGCAUUUGAGGUAAUUUUUGAAAACUUAAGGAAUGUUAAAAAAUUUUCUCCCCCCACUUAUCUUGAAAAA
Messenger RNA from Castor canadensis (American beaver), 4397 nucleotides. RefSeq names its product proline, glutamate and leucine rich protein 1 (gene Pelp1). The record is from RefSeq and is a predicted model, not a curated record. Lineage: Eukaryota; Metazoa; Chordata; Mammalia; Rodentia; Castoridae. Gene Ontology annotation, cellular component: nucleus. Gene Ontology annotation, biological process: rRNA processing.